CAAAACAAUAAUGUUGUUACCCAGUGGCGUAUAAGGCACUAAUUUUUGGGUCAUGCCUUCACCAUCCUUCAAUUUCCAAGUCCGAAAGUCCAUGCUUAAUAUCAGUGGAGUAUCAAGAAAAGAUGAGUCGUCAUUUUCCGACGGUGAGCUGUGAACACUGUAACUGAUAAGCUUAGCUUAGAAAAUCCCGUUUCUGACACUAUUAAGUACGAUUGGUCGGACGUGUCCCUUUAAUUAGGCCUAGUUUUGUGAAUGGUGAUGAAAGCGAGUUUUAAUAUUUAAAUCACCAUUUUCAUAAUUCCAUUCCAUCAAGUUCUAAAAGACUAAAACAGCAAAAGAUGUCAAGAGUAUUAUGAAAAUAUCUUGGCCCUUGGUUCGGACAGUCUAGUUACGUGUUGCAUUUUCACUCAAAAAGGCAAUGUUCAUCGGAUCCAACUUUUCGGACUAUCAAUAGUUUUGAACAUGCGCAGUUGAACUUUCUACCACAUGCUUCCGGUUAACUGUUUUUGUUUACUUCUGUGUGUUGUAAAUUAACAUUAUUGUACAGAGAUUUCCUUUUCAAAAUGAAGUUACUAACUCAUAACAUGUUGACAUCGAACAUAAUAAAAGGUGUUAAGAAUGGAUAUCCCCUAAAAAUCGCUGCGACGAAGGUGGAAGAGCGAGAAGUUGACUAUAAUCCUGAAUUUAUUACAAGACUUCUUCCAAAAUUGGACUGGUCGGCUGUUCACAAAGGUGCUGUUGAUCUCAACAAGGCCGAAGGAGUGCCAGAAAGCAUGAUGGAUGAUUAUGAAUCCAAUGAAGAUUUUUUAAAAACUGCCCACAAUAUUCUCUUACAAGUGGAAAUAAUUGAAGGCAAUUUGGAGUGUCCAGAAACUGGGAGAAAGUUCCCCAUCACGAAUGGAAUUCCAAACAUGUUGUUAAACGAGGACGAAGUGAGUGAGAAAUAAAAAGGCGUUCAGACUUUUGAUAAACCCUUUUUUUGUCAUGUGUGGUACAUUUUGAAGUUAAAAAAUAUAUCAAUGUAAUAUAACAUUUGUGAAUUAUUCAGUUUGAUGAAAGAAUGAAUUGUUGACUGUACAUUUAAAGAGAGACAACUAAUCUUAAAAUGAUUAGUGUUGUGGAAUUUCAAGAAAGAUAGCAUUCGUUUUAAUUCCACACUACUAAGUGCCAAAGUGUGAUAAUGGUUCUUGUUUGUUUGCCAUGAAGAAAGAACUUGUGACAAUAUUAGAUUAUAAACAAAUUGCAGACUUCAAUGAUCAAAUAAGUUUAAUAUUUAGAAGGCGAAAGAGGGCAAUUAUACCUUCAAAAAAUAAGUAUUUGUAUUUUGAAAUAGAGAAAAAAGAGUGUCAACUCACACUUGUUUUUGGUCAUUGAUAUUAAAAGAUGUGGGAAAGUUGGUGAUAUAGUAAAAAAUUUGAUUUACUUGCAAGUCGCAACACCUUUAAGAAUUGUGAAAUGUUUUUUUUUGUUAAUUUGAGCCACAUUUUCAAUUCUUAAAGAAUAGAUGUGCAUAGAAAAUGUCUGUUUUAAUAAAAUGUGUAAUUUGGGUAAAAAGAACUCAAAACUAUUGUAAUUUUAGGUUUAUUGACAAUACAAUUCAUGAUUUUGUUUUAAAUCAAAAAGCUACAUCUAGACACUCUAUGGAAAUGUAUAGAGAAUAGAUUGUGUAUUGAAAAUGUUUCACAAACAUUGUGUAACAAUAUUGGUUAAAGGAAUUUAAAACCAUUGUAAUUUUCUGUUCAUUUGUUUCAAUAAAGUUUAUUGAGAAACGUU
Lottia gigantea (owl limpet) is the source of this 1773-nucleotide messenger RNA. RefSeq lists its product as hypothetical. Lineage: Eukaryota; Metazoa; Mollusca; Gastropoda; Lottiidae. Gene Ontology annotation, molecular function: protein heterodimerization activity. The record is from RefSeq and is a predicted model, not a curated record. The coding region runs from base 564 to 947 and encodes 127 amino acids. The transcript is spliced from 2 exons. Gene Ontology annotation, biological process: peptidyl-glutamine methylation; tRNA methylation; rRNA (guanine-N7)-methylation.